AUAUGGAUUUACUUGACCGGGAAGUGAUAUGUUUAGUCUCACCCAUAAUAUUUGUAGCUUACAUGGGUCGUUUGUAUAAACAAAACGGAUCAGUAUAGCGUUUUAGGGCAUUGUAAGCGAUGUCGCCUCGCGUGAGCGUUAUUAACACACCGCAACAAUUUUGUCGUCGUCGUUAUCAGCGCGUGUAAACCCGGCCCGUUUAGCGUAACAGCGCGGUGCGGAGCGCUAAAUAAAGGCAUUUAGUGUCUGAUCAAGACGGAACUGACUGUUUGUGCUGCGAAAACAUGGCAGAGUUGCACGUUGAGCCCAACGCGACUGGCAUCAUCGAGCAGACCGAGCAUUGUGAAAUCAGAGGCUCAGUGAACGUGAGACUCCCCUCCCCUACUCUGGUGAUUCCGCCCCGGACUGGCUUGUCCAGUCCAGGGGUCUCCGGCUCCAGAGCUGUGUUUGGGUUUCCUAUGAAGAGCAACCCCAAUUCCCCAUCAUCAGAAGCCACAGAGAAGCCAGGAUCUCGGUGGGUUCGGCUGAAUGUCGGGGGAACCUACUUUGUUACAACGAAACAGACCCUUUGCAGGGAUCCUAAAUCGUUUCUGUAUCGAUUAUGUCAGGAAGAUCCAGAUCUGGAUUCAGAUAAGGAUGAGACAGGAGCAUAUUUGAUUGACAGGGAUCCCACAUAUUUCGGACCCAUCUUGAACUACUUGAGGCAUGGAAAGUUGAUCAUCAACAAGAACCUCGCUGAGGAGGGUGUUCUGGAGGAAGCUGAGUUUUACAACAUUGCGUCACUUGUGAGGCUGGUGAAGGAGAGAAUACGAGACAAUGAGAACAGAACGUCUCAGGGCCCUGUGAAACAUGUGUAUCGUGUAUUACAAUGUCAAGAAGAGGAGCUCACUCAAAUGGUUUCCACCAUGUCAGACGGAUGGAAGUUUGAACAGCUCAUAAGUAUCGGCUCCUCCUAUAACUAUGGCAACGAGGACCAAGCCGAAUUCCUGUGCGUCGUUUCCCGGGAGCUCAACAACUCCACCAACGGAAUUGUUAUCGAGCCCACUGAGAAGGCUAAGAUCCUUCAGGAGAGGGGGUCUAGGAUGUGAGGAGCCUACACAGAUCUCCCAUUCCUCACUUCCUUUCUCCAGUACCUCCUCCACCAUACAGCUGACUUCAAGUUCAUUAGCCCUCCACCCCUCACCUCACCCUCCCCUCCUCCCUUGUGCCUUUCCACUGUGGGGGAUUCAGUCCCCCUCCUCCCUGCAGUGCUGCAACAUUAACCAAUCAGCACCACCACUAACUAUCACUGCUAUUAUCGACUAAUCAAAAAUGCGUCCGAGGUUAAACCUCAGACCAUUACAUUUGAUGCAAGACUGCUCAGAGAGAGGAUUACAGGGAAGGAUUCAUCAUUCAUCCUAAUGCUUAUUUAUGCAGACUUCAUCAUCAUCAUCCUCCUCAUAUCCUGGUCAUUAUCAUCAUAAUCUUUACAGCUGCUGGCUUUAAAUGUUUAAAGGGGGGUUCAGUUUCCCCUGUUGGCUCGGCUGCGUCCACAUGACCAUAAUCUCCUCAGGACUUCCAAACGGCGUGCAAGAAAGACUCACUUCUCCGACCGUAAAUACAGCUUCUCUUAACAAGCACAUUAACUUACACUGUAAACCAUUAGCAGCCAAAUUCGCAUCAUUACAGCAUUCACUUCCCAUUGCCUGAUCAGACCAAAAGCACAGCAGAUGGCGUAAUGGAUAAAAAGAAGACAGCGGCAUUUGAACAUCUUCAGAGUGGCAUGUUUCUUUCGUUAACUACCCAUUUACCCAUCUGGAAAGGACCAGAGGCGAAGGGAGAACUCAUACUGCCAAUUGUCCAGUCAGAUGCCCAAAAUCGCGUGUCCAUCGCUGUGAAGAUGUCUCACAUUUCUGAUCCGCUCCGGUUGAUUUUUGUCAUCCUGGAUUUUUUUUUAUUUUUUGCCUUGUUGCUGGAUAUUUCAAAGCAUCCAAACAGGAAAUUAAAAAACAAACAAAGAAAUAUGUGGUUGUAGGGCAUGUGAGGAUUAUGUAUAUUACAAACAUAUGUAUUACGAAGAGGCUGAAUGCAAGUCAUGUAAUUGUUAAUAUCUGUACCAUAGUGUUUUUUUUUUUUUUUCCUGUGUGUUUAUCAAGAUAGUUUCUCUAUUUGAUUGGGGAAGGUUCUGUAUUGACCCCUAAUGUAUUUGUUUUUUUUUUUUUAAAGCCUGGUCGCCGAGAUGUGAAUUUGUUGUGGUUCCUUCAAACUUUUUGUCAAUGACUGGAAAAAAACAGGAGACUUCUUGUAUAGAGGUAUCAGGCGAACAUAGCCCAGGUGGUUCAGGAGACUGUUGUUAGACAAAGUGCCCACAAGUUUUGAGUCAGGGCAAAACUGCAUUAGUGGCUCUUUGUUGCAUCUUUUGACACUUUUCUGACAUUUUAGAUUCAGAUAUAGCUCUCCCCGUAACAUUUUGGCUACUUAACUGUUUAACUCAUUGUUUAAACAAAGUCUGAUCACGUCAGUGGAAUGUUUUUGAAUGUUAAGGGCUCCAUUUAUUGUGGAACAUUCUUGUCUUUUCCCCCCCUCCAAAAUCUAGUUUUCAUUUUAACAUUGAAGCCCAGUCUUUGAAACAAGUUGCCCUCAUUUGUUAACCCAAAACCUUCUCUACAAAAGCAGAUAAAAUUGAUCUCCUGUUUUAUUUAUUUUUUUAAUAAAUACAUUGUGGUUUUUCUGAAUCUACUGUGACUACAUCACAAAUUGUCAGUAUUUGAACAGUAUCCAGGCUGUAUUUUGGUUAUUUGGUUAUUCAUAUCUUUUGAUAAACUAUUGAAUCUAGGGAUCAGUGUAAGAUGGCAUCAUGUGUGUGGACUUUAGGUGACGUUUUUACGGUCUGCAGUGUUUUAAAGUGUUGUCUCUUCCUCUCUAAAUACCGUUAAGGACUUUACCUCUUUAUCGCACUAAACUCAUGUCCUUUUGUUUAUCAUAUCAAGAAGACAGUACUUGAGUUUGUGAGCUACAGUAUACUUUGUUUAUGUGGUCGUUGGUUUUCCCUUUCUUUGGUUGUGUUAAUGUUUUCCCCCUCCUGGAGAGAGUUUAUUUGUUCAGCCUCAAUUAUUAGUCAAUGAAGCUCCUGUAACCGGACCUCGGCUCUCUCACAGGAUCCUUUUGUACAUUCCCAUUGUUCAAAUAGGUUUCAAGUCUGGUUUCAAAGCAGAGUCCUGGAUUCAAGUCUAGGGGGCACUGUUUAAGUCUCUCUCCGGCCCAGUUGUUUGUCUAGUGUUGUGCCUUUGACCUGUCGUGCCCUACGUGUUUUCGCUCCUAUAUUACUCUUCUUAAAAUACAGAUGGUUCAGAAAUUUCAUGUUUGUUGUUUUGACUAACUCAGUUCUGUUCCUUGACUCAGAUACUGAAUGUGAAUCCCGUUUCCCCUGAGUUUGUUAUUGUUCUUAUUUCAGUGGUUCGUCUGUAUUUAGCUUUUCCACUCUUGCCCCUAUGCACUUUUAAUUUUUGCACCUCCCUGCAUUAUAAUGUUCUCACUGUGUGUAUUUUGUUUUGAGAUUUUGUUCUAUUUUUAGAAUUGAACCCCAUGUGAGGCAAAAGAAAAUGUCAUGCGCAGUCUCAAGUUUUAUUCAAGAUGGUUCAGGAAACUGAUAUGGAUGUCACAUUGACUGCUGAUGCUUUACAGCACUUGACUGUGAGACUUCUUUGUGUCUCUUUUCCUUAAAGAAAUCUGUCAUUCUCUUUUAGGUCUUGUACCACAUGUUGUUUAAGAUCAAACAAAAAGAUAUAUAGACAAAAAGAUAUCUUCUUUUUGAAAAGAUAUAUGCUAUUCUGAAAAAACAGGAGGUUGACGUUUUUGAACGCCAACUUGGAAGCAUGCAAUGUGUUGAGUAUAUAAUGUUAUAUGCUGGGAUGUUGUCAUACUGUAAAAGUGAAUUGGUGCAUGGACAGUUGACAGAUGGUAUUAAUAACAUUUAAGAAGUGGAAAAUCUGGCCCUAUUUUAUCUGUUAUGUAGAAAUCGCUAAAAUCAAACACAUUACUAGUGGAAAAACUUGCUUGCUGAGGCAAAAUAUGCUUUUGCAACACCCCGUGUAUUUGAUAAAAACAUUGGUUGAAAGCCUUUUUUCAAGCCGGCCAAAAGUGCAGACAUCUGUCAUAAUGUUUUCAGAUAAAAGUUAAAAAAAAUAAAGUCCAUGUUUAACAGAAGAGUUUAUUUUUCUUUUCCUGCCAUAAUGUUAAGUCUAUAACACCUGCAUGCUUUAACAUACAGUACACGCAUUUAUUUGUGCUGAAAACCUGCUCUUUCAUCAGAUGUUUUGGGUGUAUUGCAUUGUCAAUAGUAUUGAUGUAAAGUGUCAAAUAUGUCACUAGGCUAUGGAGAUUGUGGAGCUAAGUGUUCUGGAAAUGAAUAGUCUUGAUCAGACUGUCCUUUUCAAAUUUUUUUUUUAUUUCAUUUUUGAAGUUUGUCUUCUGAUGCAGUUUCUUGCAAUGUACAGAUUGCAAAAUGAUAAUGUAUGAUUUUUAUCAUAAAAUGUGUUUGUGUUUCAGA
Molecule: messenger RNA, 4528 nt
Organism: Ctenopharyngodon idella (grass carp)
Lineage: Eukaryota; Metazoa; Chordata; Actinopteri; Cypriniformes; Xenocyprididae
Gene: kctd2
Product: potassium channel tetramerization domain containing 2
Exons: 6
Coding region: 285-1088 (267 amino acids)
Biological process (GO): protein homooligomerization; proteasome-mediated ubiquitin-dependent protein catabolic process
Cellular component (GO): Cul3-RING ubiquitin ligase complex; cytoplasm
Molecular function (GO): cullin family protein binding
Source: RefSeq, a predicted model, not a curated record